Branchiostoma belcheri (Belcher's lancelet) is the source of this 2263-nucleotide messenger RNA. Its product is annotated as tropomyosin alpha-4 chain-like. Gene Ontology annotation, cellular component: actin filament. The record is from RefSeq and is a predicted model, not a curated record. Gene Ontology annotation, molecular function: actin filament binding. The transcript is spliced from 11 exons. The coding region runs from base 168 to 896 and encodes 242 amino acids. NCBI's taxonomy places the organism in Eukaryota, Metazoa, Chordata, Leptocardii, Amphioxiformes, Branchiostomatidae. Gene Ontology annotation, biological process: muscle contraction; actin filament organization.
GACGUCUAUAUAAUUUGCAUAAAACCAGUUGAGUGAGCUUGUGACGGUGUGGCAAGGCGGCCCCUUCCUCCCGACACUCUGCAUAAUUGGGCAAGUGUUAACCGUCCCUGGCAUUCCAAGACAAUUUUUCCAGAAAACCGGCAUCUUUUUGCAGACUCUGAGGCAAGAUGGAAGCUGUGAAGAAGAAGCUGGCCGCGCUGCGACGGGAGGCCGAAGUCGCCACGGAGCGCUUUGAGGAAGCGGACAAAGCCAGGAAAGAGGCCGAAGAGCGGGCAGAGCAGGCUGAGAAUGACAUGGAGAGCAUGAGGAGAAAGAUGCAGCUGCUGGAGGCAGACUUGGAUACUGCCGAGACAGGCCUGAAGGAGGCCAACACCAAGUCACAGGAACUAGAGUCGAGGUUUGACGAGGUAGAAAGGUCCAGACAAGCGCUCGAACACCGGAGCACCAGUGAUGAUUCCAAGGUAGUGCAGAUGGAAUCUGACCUCAAGGAAGCAAUUGAGUUAAAAGAAGAGAUGGAGGCUAAGUAUGAAGAGGUCUCUCGGAAACUUACCGUGGUGGAAGAACAAUUGGAUACCAUGGAAGAAAAAUACAAAACAUCCCAUGAGCGGGUUAAGUCUUUGGAAGAAGAGUUGCAGAUAACAGAAGACCAGAUCAAGUCCUUGGAGUCCAGCCAGAAUAGGGGAGAGGAUGAGGAAAACAGUCUGCAGAGCCGGUACAGAGAGCUGCAGGACACCUUGAGAGAGACUGAAACCCGUGCUGAGUCAGCCGAAAGGAAAAUUCAGCUGUUGGAGAAACAAGUAUCAGACUUAGAGGAUCAAUUGGAAGAAUGCAAAGAAAAGUAUCAAGGAGCAAAGGCAGAUUUGGAUGCAGCUCUGAACGAACUCAACGAAAUGUAGCUAUGAAAUGACGGAAGAUACUACGAAUAUUAGAUACUGGAUGUACGAAGUGACCUCGGGGUUUUUGUUUCUUGGCAGGCAACUGAAAGUCUUCCAACAUAAGUUCUUUUGUUACACCAGACCACUCAGACAGUAUGGCAACUUUUAGCGGCUUUUUCAUGCCCGUAGAACCUGUUUAGUCAGCAGAUGACAAAAACUGAUACUAAAAGUACAUUUUCACAUCUUGGUACGUAAAGGUCCUGUGAGAUGUCGCCAUAUCGCUAUACUUGUUGCAUUAAGGUGGAUAAUCAAGAACGCUUCUUUUUCUAGACAAAAUAGUCAUCAAGCGUCCAACACAUGAUGCAGUUUGGUUCCUAAAUCCUGUGCACCAUGUCUUCAGUUCGGUUCAGUUGUCAGUAUUAUAUUUCUGGCAAAGGAUUGAAAGGCAAUGGGACUUAACUUUGGACACAGCUCGUGUAGGAUACACAUUUCAAAACUGCAGACUCUCAUCAUAGUGUUAGAUUAAGCACGUGAUACGUACUAAGUAUCUGUAGAUUUACUAAUGAAUUAGAGGAUUUUUGAGGGAUUUCGGACACUGUUUUCCCGUAGGUUGCCUUCCGACAUUCCUACAAAAGAUGUCUUUUUGUAACAGUUGGUCACUCGAUGCUCUAUGUACUGGUACUAGGAAUGCAGUUAAGUGGAAUGCUUGCAGUGACAAACACGUGAAAUGGUGUUUGGGAACAAGAAUGCAAAGUUGAAGACUUUUAACUGCUUUUUACAGUGUAAUUUUAAGCCAUUUUAGCAAUAUUGUAAGCGAAUCGCAAUGCCACAACUAAAGACAUUCAUGGGGUAAUAGUUCGCACUUGUCAAUGUUAAUCCCCGGGGAGGAUUAGAAUCAGACAACAAAUAUAUACUAUUAGAUCGACCCAAAAUCAAGACAUAUGGCAGGCUUACUUGACUGUAGGUACAUAUGAUCAAACAUUCAUUGCAAAUCGUACUGAAUGUAUGGGAGACUGAUGCUCGGUUGCAUCUGAAAAGGACUGUGCGAAUUUGAUAGAAGAUCGGAGAACUAAGAGUGAAAUAAUUUGGCAGUGCUAUAUUUUUAAGUCUGAAUCAUCAAGGAGAACUCUUUGGAUGAACAUUGACAAGUGCUCGCAGGUUAAUUUUGUCCGCAUGUAAAGUGAAUUAUGACGUAGUACAGGAUAGAAGGUGGUUGUAGAUUUGUGGUAGUUUUGUACAAUGAUAGAGAUCAAUACGUUAUCGGAAAGGUAUUUGUGACGUAAAUACUCCAUCCGUUAAAGUUUUUUCGUAAGUUUGUCUGUACUUUUGUGCGUGGCGGUUUUAACUCAAGUUGGCAACAUUUGUCAAUAAAUGUCAUUAGUACUUCA